GCUGGCCAGGUGGCACCGAGAUUGAGUUGUAGCGACAAGAGAAUGCGCUGAGAUCCCUUUGCCCUGGGGCUUUGGAGUAAUGGCCGUAUGUCUCAGUUUCCGCCGCGCAGAUGGAAGACCAGAGUGGCUCUGGCACAUUAGAUUCAUCUGUUUUAUGUCUUUCUUCACCUUUCUGCCUCCCAGCGCCUUCUGGUUUUAUGAACAAAGUUCAGCAGAGGCGUGGUUGCGAUGACAAGACUGUUGGAAGGCCGCGCUCUUUGGGCACCACCAUUUCCUCUGCUCCCUUGCUGCUUUUGUCACGUCUUCAGUGUGAAGUGGAAAGGCAAGGACUUGUUUGACCUGGUAUGCAGAACACUGGGACUCCGAGAAACAUGGUUCUUUGGCCUGCAGUACACUAUCAAGGACACGGUGGCUUGGCUUAAAAUGGACAAGAAGGUUCUGGAUCAUGAUGUGCCAACAGAGGAACCUGUCACCUUUCACUUCCUAGCCAAAUUUUAUCCUGAGAACGCAGAGGAGGAGCUGGUCCAGGAGAUCACACAGCACUUGUUCUUCCUGCAGGUGAAGAAGCAGAUUUUGGAUGAGAAGAUCUACUGUCCUCCUGAGGCUUCUGUCCUGCUGGCCUCUUACGCAGUCCAAGCCAAGUAUGGUGAUUAUGAUCCCAACGUCCACAAGCGAGGCUUUCUGGCACAGGAGGAGUUGCUUCCAAAGCGGGUAAUAAACCUGUACCAGAUGACUCCAGAGAUGUGGGAGGAGAGGAUUACAGCCUGGUAUGCAGAGCAUCGAGGCAGAGCAAGAGAUGAAGCAGAAAUGGAGUAUUUGAAGAUAGCUCAGGAUUUGGAGAUGUAUGGAGUGAACUAUUUUGCAAUUAGGAAUAAGAAGGGUACUGAACUGCUCCUUGGAGUCGAUGCUUUGGGUCUUCACAUUUAUGACCCAGACAACAGAUUGACCCCUAAAAUCUCCUUCCCGUGGAAUGAGAUCCGGAAUAUCUCCUACAGUGAUAAAGAGUUUACAAUUAAGCCAUUGGACAAAAAGAUCGAUGUGUUCAAAUUCAAUUCAUCAAAGCUGCGUGUGAAUAAGCUGAUUCUUCAGCUGUGCAUUGGAAACCACGAUCUUUUCAUGAGGAGGAGAAAGGCCGACUCAUUGGAGGUGCAGCAGAUGAAAGCACAGGCCAGGGAGGAGAAAGCCAGGAAGCAGAUGGAACGACAGCGCCUGGCCCGAGAGAAGCAAAUGAGAGAAGAGGCCGAAAGAACAAGGGAUGAGCUGGAGAGAAGGCUGAUGCAAUUAAAAGAAGAAGCAACGAUGGCCAACGAGGCCCUGAUGAGAUCUGAAGAGACAGCUGAUCUGCUGGCCGAGAAGGCUCAGAUCACGGAGGAGGAGGCCAAGCUCCUGGCUCAGAAAGCAGCAGAGGCUGAGCAAGAGAUGCAGCGAAUCAAAGCCACGGCCAUCCGGACGGAGGAGGAGAAGCGACUGAUGGAACAGAAGGUGCUAGAAGCAGAGAUGUUGGCACUGAAAAUGGCGGAGGAGUCAGAGAGGAGGGCAAAGGAGGCUGAUCAGCUAAAGCAGGACCUUCAGGAGGCUCGAGAGUCUGAGCGGAGAGCAAAGCAGAAGCUUUUGGAAAUCACUAGCAAGUCAUCCUACACGCAGUCCAUGAACUCCAGCACGACAGCACUGCCAACCGACCUGCCGAGCUUCAACCUCAUCAGUGAGAGCCUGUCCUUUGACUUCAAGGAUACAGACAUGAAGAGGCUGUCCAUGGAGAUCGAGAAAGAGAAGGUAGAGUACAUGGAGAAAAGCAAGCACCUGCAGGAGCAGCUGAAUGAGCUGAAGACUGAAAUCGAGGCGCUGAAGCUGAAGGAGAGAGAGACAGCUCUGGAUAUAUUGCACAACGAGAAUGCCAGCCGAGGCAACAGCAAGCACAACACUAUUAAAAAGCUCACCCUACAGAGCACCAAGUCCCGCGUGGCCUUCUUCGAGGAGCUCUAGGAGGUGACCGGCCCUGAGGAGUGGGGUUCCCACCCCACGGCCCCGCGCCGCCCUGAUGCCUGCUGCUCCCACCUGGCCUAUGGACUGGGAUCUUCUCCUCUUAGCAUCUCCCAGUUUGAGUUUUCCCCAUGUUCUCCUGUCCUUUUUUUUUUCCCCCCCCUUAUUUUUCUACCUCCUCUGCUCUGUCUCAGCCCCCCAGGCUUUGUCCUCCAAGAGGAGGACGGGGUUUGGAUCACAGCACACCGAGGAGCGGAUGGGGCACGGCUGGCACCCGGAGCACGUGCAGGGAGAGGAGGAGAGCACGAAGGCUGAGGCUGCUGCUGUGCUGGGGAGAGGAGGAAGGGGCAGGAAGACCUCCUUCUCUUCCUCUGCAAGCAGGAAGGAGAACAACCCAUGCCAACCAGCUGUAGCCUUUUUUUCCCCGCAGACUGUGCCAGACACGAGCAGUGUGAGGCUGUGGGUCUGUCCAGCCUCUACCCGCUCUGUGCCUUUCCAGGAGCUGCAGCAGCUCCCUUACCAGCUCCAGCUCACCACUGCCCUGUUUCAUUUCCCUAUUUAGGCUGAGCAGGCCGAGGUGCUGAUGGCACCCAAACCCCCCUGGGGACCCCCAUUGUCUCCCCCUCAGGCCCCUGCCCGCCGCUGGGCUCUGGGGCUGCCUCCAUCCCUGUGUCCCAUGCAAAGCAUCUCCCUGCAGGGGCCCGGGGCGCCCAGUGCCUGGCAGUGGGGCCCGGCCACGCGCUGCCUCCACCCCACGGCGCCCCGACCCCUUUUAUUUAAGCACGCGUCUGUAUCAGCUCCCUGCCCCAUGCGUGCCUGCCAUUUGGAUGGGUUCUCCCCUGACCCUGGUACAGCCUUUUUCUAUUCCCACGGAUUGUUGUAUCCUAAGAAAUGAUGGGUUCCUCGUUUGUUUUAAUAAAAACUCA
Centrocercus urophasianus (Greater sage-grouse) is the source of this 2906-nucleotide messenger RNA. It is a transcript of the gene NF2, whose product is annotated as neurofibromin 2. Lineage: Eukaryota; Metazoa; Chordata; Aves; Galliformes; Phasianidae. Gene Ontology annotation, cellular component: adherens junction; plasma membrane; apical part of cell. Gene Ontology annotation, biological process: regulation of organelle assembly; positive regulation of protein localization to early endosome; regulation of gliogenesis. Gene Ontology annotation, molecular function: cell adhesion molecule binding; actin binding. The coding region runs from base 229 to 1983 and encodes 584 amino acids. The transcript has 16 exons. The record is from RefSeq and is a predicted model, not a curated record.